Suillus paluster is the source of this 2831-nucleotide messenger RNA. RefSeq names its product Golgi complex component 7-domain-containing protein. Bases 122 to 2665 code for a protein of 847 amino acids. The record is from RefSeq and is a predicted model, not a curated record. Gene Ontology annotation, biological process: intracellular protein transport; Golgi organization; retrograde vesicle-mediated transport, Golgi to endoplasmic reticulum. NCBI's taxonomy places the organism in Eukaryota, Fungi, Basidiomycota, Agaricomycetes, Boletales, Suillaceae. The transcript has 2 exons. Gene Ontology annotation, cellular component: COG complex.
UGUUUUCAUUGAUUACAACAAUUGCAAUACCAGUGUAACACCCUGCUCUACGUUCUGCUCAUUCGUAUACAAAAUCUCUACACCGCAUUGCAAACAACAAUAGGCACAAACUCUAGCGUAUAUGGCAUCCACAUCAGCGUCCGCACUUGUGCAGGAGCUAGACGACGUACCCGACGUGCUCACAUGGCUCAACGACACACUUACACCGCAGGACAACCAUGUUCCGCUAGCUACUCUCGAGUCGCUGCUGGCAGACCUGCUGACAGCCACAGACCUUUCAGCAGUAACAACUUCCGCUGCACUCGAGCGCACAAUCGACGAGGUGUCGCGCAGCGCUCCCCGUCUCACCUAUGACCUGCAUUUCAUGCGCGAUGGUGCCCUUUCCCUACAUUCUGCUCUCGAUACCGUCACCGCCCGCAUUCCAGCUGGAACGGGGACUUCUGCUGCUCUCGACAAGUUGCAGACUCUUGACACUGCAAAACGACGGAUGGAGGCCGUAAGGGAUGUGCUGCGUGAGGCAGAGUCGUGGUCCAGCUUAGAGGCCGAGGUUACUGCAUUGUUGGCGGAGCGUGCAUAUGACAAGGCUGCUGAGAGAUUGAGCGAGGCUAGCAGGAGUAUGCCUGUGUUUGCUGGAACCCCGGAAUACGAGCCCCGCCGUGCGCUGAUGGUGUCCCUCCAAAACCAACUCGAGGCUGCUCUCAGUUCUGCGUUGGUUGGCGCGAUCAACUCGGGCGAUACGGCGCUUUGCAGGAGUUUUUACGGCAUAUUUGCUAACAUACAGAGGGAGAGCGAGUUCAGGAACUAUUACUUUGGCUCUCGGAGAGCAGGGUUGGUUGCGUCGUGGCAGAGCGAAGUUCUGGAAGACACGGAACCGUUAGUGCCUGCGGUGCCGAAGCAGACGUUCAGUGCCUUCUGGGCAAGUUUUUGCGCGAAUUUCCUGCUUGUGGUCAAUGCGGAGCGCACGUCUAUUCCUGCCAUCUUUCCUGAUCCUCAAAUCACGCUCUCGACGUUCAUCACUUCCACUCUGUCCACCUUGCAGCCUUCGUGUCCGCAACGCCUUGCGUCCCUUUUCAACACCGCCGGUUCAUCUGCUCUCAAGGAUGUCAUAUCCAUUUACAAAACGACAGAGGAGUUCGCGGCAAGCACAGACAAGAUCAUGGAGAAAAUACAGUUCUCCGUUAUCCCUACAGACAAUCCUUCGGAUGGCCCUUUGCCUCCGAAGCACACACGCCGCCGCUCCAUGCGUAUGUCCAUGUCCUGGCGCUCGAAUUCAGCCACGAACUUCUCACGAGCGCAGCAGUCCACGCUCAAUGAUGCGCUUGACUGGGACCAAACACUCUUUCAGGCGUUUCUAGAUUUCCAGGUUGAGUAUGGCACACUGGAGCGGCGCCUCCUCUCUGAUGAGCUAUAUUUUGCCUCCACACUCACUCCUAACAAAAAUCCAAACGCGGACCGCGCCCGUCUUCUUCGCGAGUGCGCGGUUGAUGUGUUUAGUGUCGCAGAGGAAAGCCUCGUACGCUGCAUGGCAUUCACGUAUGGAUAUGCUGCUCCAGGACUCGUCUCCGCGUUGGACUUGUCUCUCUCGUCCUUGGUUGACUCUUGGACCCAAUCCCUGACUGCAAAUCUUUCUGCUCCUUCAAGUGCCCCGGCGGAAUCUGAAGAUGAUCUCGCAGAUCUGGAUUAUUCCCCGCAGGACUGGAGCAACAUCCAACUCGUUUUACAUCUCCUCGCGUCAACACGGGCCGUGCUUGACCGACUUGCGACCUUUGAAAGCAAGCUGCGAGCUGCACUCGUACAGAUAGCUACGGCGUUCCGACUGGCACAGCACGAAGGCGGGUUGUAUACGCCUGGCGCAACCAAAGGUGCUGGUUUGCUCCUGGCGCAGUCCCCCCUGAAUAGUGCAGCUUUGCAUGCUCUCUUAUCCUCUGCGGAAUCUCAGCCCCCCGUACCACUGCUCACCACAACACGUGCAUCUAUUGCAUCCCUUGCCAGGGCCCUUCAAUCGUCCCUCCAGCACACCCUUCUUGCCCCCUUGCACGCAUAUCUCUCAUCCUAUGCAUCUCUUGCCCUCUGGGCAGCACCGGGUGAUCCCAAGUCCAUGCGCACGGCCAGUGACUUGCAUGUGCCUGUGUUUUCGCUUUCCCCCAGCGAGAUCGUGCAACGCGUUGCGGAGGGGCUACUAAAUCUCCCGCGGCUCUUUGAAGUGUAUGCGGACGACGAUGCACUGGGCUUCUCGCUCAACACACUCCCGAAUGUUGAUGAAGCAUAUUUGAGUGGUCUCGGCGAACAGAUGCAUGUGCAGUCACCUGAGCUUGGGCACAAUCGACGGGCUUCGCUUGUCUUGCCGCUCAAGCCGGUAGUGCUGAGCCCAGAGGCAGUUGCGGCAGCCUGGCUGUCCUCCCUCGGACAUUCUAUUCUAUCUUAUCUUACCAGCAACGUCCUACCGAAGAUCCGCACGCUCUCCGUCUCAGGCGCAGCACAGCUCUCAUCGGAUCUUGGGUAUAUGUCGAAUAUCGUUAGGGCACUCAAUGUUGAAUAUGAGGAACUGGAUAGGUGGAAAGAGUAUGUGGGGAUGAACGACGAGGAAGGAAAUCGAGUGGUCGGGGAGAAAAUACCUGGAGAUCAGGUGUUAGUUCUAGUGGCGAAGAUGAGAGGGUGGACGUGAUGAUAGUGAUUGCUGAAGGUCUUUUUGUGCAUUUUGUUCUAGCCAAACACAGGUUCGACUGAGUACAUUAUGAAUUACGGUGUCAUAGGAACCACUGUCUUCCUUCUAUUGGGUCUACCUACGGGAGACUAACGCUCGCGAAUUCUACGGCUUUUUCUUUUGGUCC